This is a messenger RNA of Penicillium cinerascens, 1185 nucleotides long. RefSeq names its product IST1 family protein. Bases 1 to 1185 code for a protein of 394 amino acids. The transcript has 2 exons. Gene Ontology annotation, biological process: protein transport. The record is from RefSeq and is a predicted model, not a curated record. Lineage: Eukaryota; Fungi; Ascomycota; Eurotiomycetes; Eurotiales; Aspergillaceae.
AUGCCUCCCUCGGCGCAAACAACCAGACUAGUAUCUACCCUCCGUCUCCUUAUCCCCCGUCUCCGCCUACUCCAGAAGAAGGACAACGCAUCAUCCGUCGUCCAGCGUCGCGAACUUUCCCAACUCCUCAGCGAAGGUCGUGAAGCUUCCGCGCGCAUCCGAGUCGAAAAUGUCAUCGCAACCGAUACCGCAGUCGAGGUGAUGGAGAUGGUGGAGCUUUACUGUGAGCUGCUACUUGCGCGAGCCAACGUGUUAGAUCAGCUCGCGUUCGGCGAAUCGGGGACGCGUGCGCGAUUGCGUGCCAAGGAACAGUACAAGAAACACAUGCAGGCACAGGCUGGUGCAGCGGCAGCAUCCAGUGGAGCGAAACCAGCAGAGAGCUCAGUUUCUCGAUUCGGGUUCUCCUGGCUCGGAGGAUCUCAAAAGAAGGAGACCGGUCAUGCAGCCUCUGGUAGUCCUGGCGAGGUCUCCGGAGAUCCGCUCACAGAUGAGGAGGACCCCUACAUGGAUACUGCACUAGACGAGGCCGCCGUGGCUAUCUUUUACGCCUGGCAUCGCUUCCCACACGAGUUACGCGAGCUUACCAUGCUCCGGACCAUGCUGGGUGAGCGAUAUGGCAAGGAAUUCAUGUCACUGGCACAGGAAAACAAGGUGGAUUUUAUCAAGGUGCCGGAUCGACUCCAGAAAGGGCUGCGCGUACGGCCGCCGGGACAAGAACUGGUCGAGAGCUACCUGCGGGAGAUCGCGAGGGCAUACGGUGUUGCAUGGCCACCAGGCGAAGAGGACCUGGAUGUACAAGGAGAGCUCGGAGACGCGCCGCCGGAAUUCGUGGAAGACUCUAAAGAUGAAGGUGGCCAUGACGAGGGUGGUGAUUUACCAGCGACUCCAACCAAACAGGAUGCUGCGUCCCGACCAGAUCUGGGCGAAAUGAGGCGCGCCUCCGAUACUAGCGAAUUGAACAAAGCCACUCCCCCGCGCGGUCUUGCAGCAGGCCGGAGUCCCGUCAGUGUCGCGCCGCCAGCACCCAGAACCGAUAAUCCAAACCCACAUGUCAAAAUCCCCGGGGAGGGGGAAACCAAGGCAGCCCCAGGCCAGACGGGAGGGCAGAGAAAGAACAGUAAUAACGGGAUCCCCGAACUGGACGAAUUGACACGGAGGUUUGCAGACCUCAAGAGAAAACCCUGA